CCCGCGGGAAGUUUGUCCGAUCUAGCUCGCCGUACCCGUCAUCUCUGACUAAGGCUUUCAAAAGAAGGAGGCAGCGAGGGUUCCCUCCCCGUUCUCUCAGCCCGUCUCUCCCGCUCAGGAAUGUCCAGAAGUGAAAUGACAAGAGACGGAGGCAACAACAGUGAUACUGCCAAUAUGUGCUUUGGAAAGUGUCAAUAUACAGCAGAUGAGUACCAGGCCAUUCAGGCUGCCCUAAGACAGAGACUAGGCCCAGAAUACAUCAGCAGCCGGCAAGCUGGAGGUGGACAGAAGGUUUGUUACAUUGAAGGACACAGGGUUAUCAGUCUGGCUAAUGAAAUGUUUGGCUACAAUGGCUGGGCUCAUUCCGUCACUCAGCAGAAUGUUGAUUUUGUUGAUCUAAACAAUGGCAAGUUCUAUGUGGGUGUCUGUGCCUUUGUGAAAGUCCAACUUAAGGAUGGGGCAUACCAUGAAGAUGUUGGUUAUGGAGUAAGUGAAGGUUUGAAGUCUAAGGCCUUAUCACUCGAAAAAGCCAGGAAAGAGGCUGUUACAGAUGGACUGAAGAGAGCACUAAAGUGCUUUGGUAAUGCUCUUGGGAACUGCAUCCUGGACAAAGAUUAUUUGCGGUCAGUGAAUAAACUUCCCCAUCAGAUGCCUCCAGAUCUUGAUUUAAGCAAAGCUAAACGACAGGACUUUGAGCCUGCGAUAGAAAAAGCAAGAUAUGGUAGCUGCUUGCAAAAGGCAAGCAAAGGCCAAAAUCAUCUGUCCGCAGCCACUCCUGGCAGUUGUGACCAGUGGAACUCUUCGCGAAGCUCGGUCGAGCAAGACCAGCAGAACAGUGAGGCCUCAUUGGCCUUGGAGUGUGAUGCAACUUACCAGCGGAAAUUACGGCAGAAGCAACUUCAGCAGCAGUUCAGACAAGAGAUGCUGAAAAAACAGCAGAUCCAAUCAGAUACUUCAGCUUGCAAAGCUACAGAUCUAGAAGAAUGCAGUCUCCCUGCGAUGAAACAUGCCAAUUCAGCCCAACUGGAGCCUUCUGUAGCGGAAGAGUUCCUUGCAGAUGACCCCGAGCUCUGGGAUUUGCCUUUGGAGGCUGCCGAUCUCAACGUUACCAGUCAUAAUGCGGGAUCUGUGCAAACCCGUUCCUCAGGCACGCCUCUUGGACAGCAUCAAAUGAUGACUCGCAGUAGGACCCCGCAAAGACUAAACCAGCAGAAACCCUGGGCACAACUUGCACCAUCGCAUGUCUCCACAAGCCCUAGGCCUCAUUUACUAGCCGAGGGCAGUCCAUACAGGAGAGGCCAGGGAAUGAAGAAGAGAAGACUGGAGUGCACAUAACAUGAAAUGCUUAGUUAUCAUCUCUCCAGAUUUUAUUCCAGAAACUAUUUGGUUGGAUAGUUUCACAACUGAGAAUAUUCUCCACGUUAGUAUGCCCAGAACUAAAUGAGGAAAGAUGUGUAUACAUGUUGUGUAUAGCUUUGCAAUAUUUAACUGAAAGCUGGAAGUUAUCAACUCUGAUCACAUUCCAUUAAGUGAUGCGACUCUAUAUCCAAAUACAAAAAUGUGCAAGCGUCCUUUGUUUUAAUUUAACAAUAUUAGUUUUAGCAAGAGCAGAUGAUGUAUACAAAUAGACUGACAUGUGCUCAAUUGGAUAAAGUUGCCAACUAGUUGAAUUAAUCUGACUCAUAACAUUUUAACAGUAACAUUUUUAAAAUCCUAGUGAACCUUUUGUGGAAUAAAACAUUUAAGUAUUUGCCACCCAACUAUAUCAGGGUACUAAUUUUACUGACUACCCUGUAUUAACAUGCCUAAAGGUUUUGUUUAUGAAUUUCGGUGUACAUGUGUAUUUUCAAUCUUAAACAAAGGUCCUAGCUUUGAAAAGACUAUGCAUAAAAACUGAAGACACAUGCAGUCUCUCAAUUGUUUACUAUGUGCUUAUCCGAUUCUCUUUCAAAUAAAGACAAAUCAUGGAG
This is a messenger RNA of Anolis sagrei ordinatus, 1970 nucleotides long. It is a transcript of the gene RAD52, whose product is annotated as RAD52 homolog, DNA repair protein. The record is from RefSeq and is a predicted model, not a curated record. Gene Ontology annotation, cellular component: nucleus. Gene Ontology annotation, biological process: double-strand break repair via single-strand annealing; double-strand break repair via homologous recombination; DNA recombinase assembly. Lineage: Eukaryota; Metazoa; Chordata; Lepidosauria; Squamata; Anolidae.